Solanum lycopersicum (tomato) is the source of this 2522-nucleotide messenger RNA. RefSeq names its product transcriptional adapter ADA2b. Gene Ontology annotation, molecular function: protein binding; transcription coactivator activity; zinc ion binding. The record is from RefSeq and is a predicted model, not a curated record. Lineage: Eukaryota; Viridiplantae; Streptophyta; Magnoliopsida; Solanales; Solanaceae. Gene Ontology annotation, biological process: chromatin remodeling; regulation of transcription by RNA polymerase II. Gene Ontology annotation, cellular component: nucleus.
AUUUUUUUAUUUUUUUUUUGCUUCUAGUUUUUGUGUUAAUCAUUUGAAUUUUUAGUCAAUAACUGAAAGUGUUAUUUAUUGUAGGUUUUAAGUACUAGUGGCUGUGAAAUUGUUUAGGUUUAUCUUGUUUUCUUGGUAAAGAUUAAAUUUUUAUUGCUAACAUUGAGUAGUCAAUUGUAUAUCUUUCGAGUUAUAGGUUUCAAACUAGUAAUGAGUAUUGAUUUGGUUGGCUUAGCUUGUUUUUGUGGUAAAUAUUAGAUUUUACUGGUAAUGAUUAGUCAAAUGUUGAGAAUUAGCUCUAUUUUGUGCUUAUAUUGUGCGAGGAUGAGCGUUGGCGCAAUGGUAGAGUUGCAAUAUUAGAUUUUUAUUCGUAAAUGGUUAGUCGAUAGUUGAGAAUGUGUAGGUUUAAAGUACUAAUGGGUUGGGUUUAUCUUGUUUUCUGGUAAAGAUUAAAUUUUUUAUUGGUAACGUCGAGUAGUAACUUGUGGCGAGUGUCUUCUAGUUAUAGGUUUCAAGCUGGUCAUAGGUAAUAAUUUGUUGGGUUCAACUUGUUUUUUGGGUAAAGACUAGAUGGUAAUGAUUAGUCAAUUGUUGAGAAUUAGCUCUAGUAUGUGCUUUUAUGGGGCGAGAGUGAUUAUCUGCGCAAUGGUAGAUUGCUCUUCCGUGACCUACAACUUCUUUGCAGAAAUGCAAGGGGAAGACUGUGUACAAUAUAUGCUCACCCUUCCUCUACCUUGCACUAGCUGGGAUCAAGGAGGAAAAAGAAUGCCUCAAGUGUAGACAAUUUAGAAUCUGCGACCACUGGUCAAGGGACAGCUGAUGGCAAAAGGGCCUUGUAUCACUGCAAUUAUUGCAACAAAGACAUUAGCGGGAGAACUCGUAUAAAAUGUGCUGUAUGUUACGAUUUUGACCUAUGUAUAGAGUGCUUCUCUGUUGGUGCUGAGGUGCAUCCCCACAAAAGCCAUCACCACUAUAGGGUUAUGGAUAUCUUAGCUUUCCCGCUUAUUUGCCCAGACUGGAAUGCUGAUGAAGAGAUGUUGCUCCUUGAGGGAAUUGAGAUGUAUGGCAUGGGUAAUUGGGCUGAAGUAGGUGAGCAUGUCGGAACAAAGACAAAAGAAGCCUGCAUUGACCAUUUUAAGGAUGCGUACUUAAAGUCACCUUACUUUCCUCUACCAGAUAUGACUCACGUCAUGGGGAAAAACAGAAUGGAACUCCUUGCCAUGGCUAAAGGGAAUUUCACUGAUAAGAAAGGACUCUCUUCACUUGGUGAUGUUGCUCCUAAAGAUGAAUCGUUCUCUCCGUCUCGAAUCAAAGUUGAAGACACUCAUAAAAUUGGUCCUUCAGGACGUUUAACUUCUGUAUCCAAUGCGGGAAUCACAGGCAUAAAAAAGCCAUCCAGCAAAACGCUAAUCAAAGAUCAAAAUGAACCUGUUAAAUUUGAAGAUAAUUCAGGCAGAAAUUUUGGAGGCAAGAAACCGAAAUCUUUGAAGGAUGAUGGAUCCUCAUUGAUGAAAUUAAGUGGAUAUAUUCCCAAGAGGCAAGAAUUUGAUCCUGAAUAUGAUAAUGAUGCGGAGCAACUAUUGGCUGAUAUGGAAUUCAAGGAAACUGAAACUGAAGAGGAGCGCGAACUUAAGCUGCGUGUUCUGCGUAUCUAUUCCAAGAGGCUUGAUGAAAGAAAACGCCGCAAGGUUUUUAUUCUAGAGAGGAAUUUACUCCAGCCAAGUGAAUUUGAGAAGAAUUUGUCACCAGAAGAGAAAGGUAUAUGCCGAUGUUAUGAUGCCAUUAUGCGCUUUCUCUCGAAGGAGGAGCAUGAAGAAUUACUUAAGGCUGUGGUCUCAGAACAUAGAUAUCUGAAAAGAAUACAAGAACUCAAGGAAGCGAAAGCUGCAGGUUGUCGUUCGUCUGCUGAAGUUGAUAGGUACUUAGAAAGGAAAAGGAAGAAGGAAGUUGAAGAAGGUGUUCCGAGAAAGGGAAGCUCUCAGAUUGGCCCAAUGAGCCAGGAAAGCCUGAACAUACCUGCUUCUUCUGAGUCACUUGGAAUACAUUCAAAUAGAAAACCUUGUAGCCAGGCGAUUUUGAGUUCCGACACCAAUGCAGGUGUUCCAGCUUUUUCUGCAGGAGAACUGUUAUCUGAACCUGAGAAACAACUAUGUCAAGAAAUCAGGUUAUCGCCGCAUCAUUAUCUUAGGAUGCAGGAGGUCCUUACAAUACAAAUUUAUAGUGGUAAUAUCACUAGAAAAUCAGAUGCUUAUCCUUUGUUUCAAAUAGAAGCAACUAAAGUAGAUAGAGUUUAUGAUAUGCUUUUGAAGAAAGGAGUUGCACCCUUGUAAAAUUCUGUCCAGAUAUUGUUUUUAGGUUUAAAUGACAUCACUCAGCUUUUUUAUAGUAUUUCUAAUAGCAUAGUUCGAUUUAUUAAGCUUCAGCUAUGUGCGAGACUAGUGACAAGAUUGGAUCAGAGUUUAUUGUAGUGACAAGAUUGGAUCAGAGUUUAUUGUAUAUAACCUUACUCUCCAUUUCUGUCA